This is a messenger RNA of Sphaeroforma arctica JP610, 664 nucleotides long. RefSeq names its product ribosomal RNA large subunit methyltransferase J. Gene Ontology annotation, molecular function: tRNA methyltransferase activity. Gene Ontology annotation, biological process: cytoplasmic translation; tRNA methylation. NCBI's taxonomy places the organism in Eukaryota, Ichthyosporea, Ichthyophonida. The transcript is spliced from 4 exons. Gene Ontology annotation, cellular component: cytoplasm. The record is from RefSeq and is a predicted model, not a curated record. The coding region runs from base 1 to 657 and encodes 218 amino acids.
AUGCUAUCAGCAUUUCCCUAUUUGCUCACUGGUGUGGGCAGAGCAGUGGACCUGUGUUGUGCACCUGGCAGUUGGACACAGACUCUCGCACGGAAAAUACUCAACGGAGAAGUGUCCGAUAAACGAGUGAUUUCGGUGGAUUUACAAGCAAUGGCGCCUGUUGAAGGGGUGACUAUCCUACAAGGAGAUAUCACAGAACAAACAACUGCGGAAAGUAUCAUUAAGGCUUUCGACGGAAAAUUGGCGGAUCUAGUAGUGUGCGAUGGCGCUCCCGAUGUAACCGGACUGCACGACAUUGAUGAAUAUAAUCAGGCGCAGCUUUUGCUUGCUGCGAUGAAUAUAGCCACCUGCGUAUUGAGGCCUGGGGGAACGUUCCUCGCGAAGAUGUUCAAGGGGAAUGAAACCGUGCACCUUGUAUCACAGAUGAAAGUGUUGUUCACACACGUGACCAUCUCCAAGCCAAGGAGUAGUAGAGCAGCGAGUGCGGAGGCAUUUGUGGUGUGUGUGGGCUACAGACCGCCGGUGGGAUACACCCCCACACUGUCGAAUGCCUUUCUCGACAGCGAUUCCUACACCGCGGAUAACUUGUCGGCAGCGAACGCAUGUUACGAGCCGUUCCUGACAUGUGGAGAUAUAAAUAAAGCUGUGCCGAGUUGAUAACGAA